AUGAUCAAAGCAAGCUCAGAGGACCGUCAGGACUUCAUCAACGGGCUGGCGACAGAAGAGGGACUGGCUACCGUUCGACAAGUCGUUGAGUCAAACUUUGCCAGGUCAUACAGUGUCCUUGGGGCAAUGUUUCAUGUCCAUGGCAUUCUUUUCCUUCAGGUCAUCACUCAUGACGGCGCCCUAUCUUCUCUUGCCCUCGAGCGCUCGAUGGGGACUAUCUACAAUGUCAUAUACGGACCAAAUGGACGCAGAGCCGUCGCAUUUUUCACCCAAGUGACCGAGCAUGUGCUGCGUAUGAAGUCUGACUUGAGUCCUGACAGCAAAAUCUCCACGAACCCCGAUAUGCUUCAAUUCGAAGAAACAUUGCUACUCGUGUCGAAAGCUUUUCUACGCACCCUAACCCUGAAUCAGGAGGCUGCAAUCCAGAAUGAGUUCAGAGCCAUCGUUGAAAGUCUUUGUAAGAGCUACGAUGACAAGCAUAUUUUCAACGGAGUUGCUUCUUCUAAAUUACGAGGGGCUCACGACAACAUGAUCAAGCUUAAGGAUGUCCUAUCCAUGGGAGACUUACUUCAACACUCUCAUGGCCGCAACACUCAUCAUAAUACGCAGCGUAAGCUACCAAACACCAAAGCGUUCCAGGUUGACUUACCAGGCGAGCUGUCUGUUCACGGUCCUCGACACGAUAAUGACCAUUCUUCCAUAUUCCAUAUUCGUGUCCUUCCUACUAUUUCCGAAAUAUUCUCCCUUGGACGGGCCGAAUUUCUCCCUGCGCGGAAUCCUGCGUUCGACAAGCUUGACGAGCAUGAAACAGGUAUCCGUCGGCUACUCGAUAGUCAAUUUCGCUUACUCCGUGAGGAUACUUCUGGCCUACUUCGCGACUCAAUCCGCCUUAUACUGGAUAAUUGGGAUACACUCGUACACCAAUCUGACUGGCGCCUGAAGCGUCGAAUCCUACGUGAUGGUGGCAUCACACCUGUGCGUAUCUAUCUGGGGGUUGGGAUGCGUCAGAUCCGAUCAGGCGGGAAAAAGGGCAUCGAAAUCGAUCUUGAGUUCAACCAACCUUCAAGACUGAAGUUCAUGAGCCCCACAAGACGAAAGCAGUGGUGGCAGAACUCACAGGCUCUGAAGGAGGGCCCGGCAAUCCUUGCUCUUAUUGAUGGCGAGGACCUCAAUAAUGUCUCUGUGACUUUUUUGCAAGUUUCCAAAAGAGAUCUCAACGUCAAUUACGACACCCCUGCUGCUGCUACACAGGCAACCGUGCCCACUCAUGUCAGCGAUUUGGUCAACGACGGCAACCGCGCGAUGAUUAGUCUUAGGCUGACAAAUGAUUUUCAUGACAAGGAGCUUACUAACAUCUUUGAAUACGCGCGCUCCAAGAAUAGUGGACGACCGCUUCUGCUUGUUGAAUUUCCAGCAGUGCUUUUCAACUCUUUCGAUGGUGUUCUGCAGUGUCUCCAGACCCAAUAUGUGCAUCCCGAGCAUUUGCCAUUUGCAACAUGGAUUGUCCCUCGUCCCGAUUGGAAUACCGGGCAACAGGAGGUGUUGUCUAGUUCUGUUAAAGAAUAUGUUACUGUGCCCCCACCAUCUUACCUCGAUGAACACAAAUCUCUGGACCUGUCGUGUCUGUUCGGUGACUUGCUCGCAAUUGGCAGCAGCGACACAAGCAGCAAUGAUCCGACUCCGUCAUUUUCACUUCAAGAUGACCCAGCAUGGGUGGCCAAUGAGCUGUCCAGAACAACGAGUCUCGAUAAGGGUCAGGCAAAUGCCCUAGUUUGGGCCCUCCGCCGCGAGAUCGCACUUAUACAGGGACCGCCUGGAACAGGAAAGUCGUACGUUGGGAUACAGUUGGCGAAAUGCCUAUCAGCGAAUCGGGAACAACUUGAACUAGGUCCGAUUCUAUGUGUAUGUUACACUCCUCACGCACUUGAUCAAUUUUUGCAGGGUUUACUCGAUGCUGGUAUCACCAGUAUUGUGCGGCUCGGCCCGCGAAGCGUAUUCCCGCACUUAGAAGCGCUCUCGCUCGAUAACCACCGACAAGCCCGUCGAGGGCCUUUUAUCAGAAGCUACAACGAUAUGCGAAUUGCUAAUCACGACAAACUGAAAGAGAUCACCGUCGGGCUUGAACAUGUUUGCAGCCUGAUUGAGCAAGGUGGGAUGCAUAUGACAUUGUGGUUCGUCAAGAAGCGCUUCCCCUACGAGGCGGAACGCAUCACAGCUGUGGAUCCUGAGUGCAGUGAGGUCGAGGCUUUUAGACUGUGGACUCAGGGCGACGAUGCGAGUGCUUGGGUAGAGAUUGACGGCGUGCGUUCUCCCGAGGAGCUCAUGCAGGCCGAUGUGUGGACUCUCUCGCCGGCAGAACGUACACGCCUGUACGACUUCUGGCAUGACUUAGCACUCGAUGAACUUCGCAACGUCCUUUCGCGCUUGGUGAAAGCAUACUACAAGCAGAAGAAGAACUUGACGGCUAUCUACCAUAUAGCUGAAGCUAGUAUGCUUCAGGGGUUUGACGUGAUAGGCGUCACAACGACAAUGCUGGCAAAUCUAUCGGCCCAGAUACGUAGUGUCCAAGCCAGAGUGCUGAUAUGUGAAGAGGCUGGCGAGGUUCUUGAAUCGCAUGUUCUUACUGCGCUGUUGCCUUCUGUGCAGCAUGCUAUUCUGAUAGGGGACCAUCUCCAACUUCGGCCCCGCAUAAGCAACCUUAGGCUUUCGAUAAGUUACGAUGGCGAGGGUGCAAAGUACGGGCUCGAUGAGUCAUUGUUUGAGCGACUCGCCAACAGUCGUUUUGACAUACCCAAUGAUAACGGACCGCCGACUGGAAGGCGUCGGUUUCCGGUUACGCAAUUGAACAUCCAACGGCGAAUGCAUCCUUCGGUCGCUGAUCUUGUUCGUGAAUCGCUGUACCCAGACCUACAGGAUCAUCCUUCCACGACUAUUUAUCCGCCGAUUCCGGGAUUCAAGCGCCGACUGUUCUGGCUCGACCAUCGAAAUGUGGAGGAUGAUGGCGAUUCCUCGGAUCCAAUGCAUAGCAAAACUAAUUCGUGGGAGGUUCAGAUGGUUACAUCGGUGGUCAGACAUCUUCUCCGGCAGGGAAGAUAUAGUCCGGGCGAGAUAGCCGUGUUGACUCCCUAUGUCGGGCAGCUGAGGAUGCUUAGGGAUAUCCUAGAGCAGGAGAUGACGUUGAUCAUUGGUGAGCGAGAUGCCGAGGAUCUUGGGGAAGCGGAACGUACAGGAACGGGUGACGAUCCCAACGGUAGAAAUGAGCGAUGGUUCCAGGGGCAGAACACAGUACGCAAGGGUAGCUUGCUCGAUGCUCUUAGGUUGGCGACAGUAGAUAAUUUCCAGGGUGAGGAAGCAACUGUUGUCAUCGUUUCUUUGGUUCGAAGCAAUAAGUUCCGGAAUUGCGGCUUCCUAAAAUCUCCGAACCGCAUCAAUGUCUUGCUAAGUCGUGCAAAGCAUGGAAUGUACCUUAUCGGCGAUGCAAACACCGCAUCGACAGCGCCAAUGUGGUCAACUGUGAUACAACUGAUGGAACAGAAUGAGAACAUUGGACCGUAUCUGGAACUCGACUGCGAACGUCAUCCUCACAACAAAAUGCGAGUCUCCUGCCCUGAUGACUUCUCUGUACAAUCGCCCGAGGGUGGCUGCGCAGAGACUUGUGGCUUGAGACUAGAUUGUGGGCACACUUGCGUGCUCAAAUGCCACUCGCAAAGACAGCACAGAGCAGUCAAAUGCUUUCAGAAAUGCUACAGAAUGCUUAAAUGCGGCCACCCGUGCGCGAGAAAGUGCUACGAGCCAUGUGGUCCUUGUACAGCAUUUGUCUCGAAUGUUGCAUUACUCUGUGGGCACAAUUUGGAAAAGGUGGAAUGCAAUCGGAUGGGUAAACUGGAGACCGUGAGAUGUACUGUCGAUCUUAUCUUCAAAUUGCCCUGGUGUGAGCACAAAAUCAAAGCCCAAUGCCACGAAAGACACAACUCCAUCAAAUGCCCCCUCCCUUGCGGCAUGGACUUACCUUGCGGGCAUAAGUGCCAACGCCCAUGCUCCUCGUGUCGGGUCUACAAAGACGGGGCGACAUAUGUCGACCACGGUAAAUGCACCAGUAUCUGCCGUAAGGGCUUCACAAACUGCACGCAUAGUUGCGAUCGAAUUUGCCAUUCCAAGACCGCAUGUUCGCCCUGUCGCCGGCCUUGCGAUGUUCACUGCAAGCACAGCAAAUGUCCCAAGCUCUGCAACGAGCCGUGUCCUCCAUGCGCAGAACCUUGUGGGUCUGGCUGUGAACACCGCGAAGCUUGCAAGCUUCCCUGCGCCGUCCCUUGCGAGAACAACCCAUGCAACCGCCGCUGUGAGAAGAAAUUGAAGCUCUGUGGACAUCAGUGUCCGGCGAUGUGCGGAGAGCCGUGCCCUCCUUCGCGGUUCUGUCAGACUUGUGCUCCACCCGAGGCACUGCAGCAGCAGGUUGACCUUCUUGAGUUCAAGACCUUUAAAGAAAUUGACCUCGACAAAUCGCCUCUGAUCUUCCUUCCCUGCAACCAUUUUUACACUAUUGCUUCCCUAGACGGAAUCCUAGGUAUGGAUGAAUCUUUCGAGUUCGAUGCUUCCACAGGCGAUAUCAUUGGUCCGAAGCCGUCGCAUUGGGAGUUGAUGUCAGGGUCAGUGCUGAAGGGCUGUCCGGAAUGUCGUCGACCACUCCGGGAUAUCAAUCGUUACAGCCGGAUUUUAAAAAAGGCCCUGCUGGAUGAGUUUACUCGCAAAUUCGUCACAUUCGCUAGUGCGCAGUACGCUGAACUCGCAGACAAAGUGGUCCAAUUCGAGAGGCAUGUCGAUGCUACACGAACCGACUUUCUGAAGUACUGGACCCAUGAAGUCGGAGACUCGAAAAGUCUAGAACAGGUUAAGACCGCUCUCAAUGCUUAUCGAGCAGGAGGCCUCAAGCUGCAUAAGAGAGUGAAGGAUUUCGUCAAGUCCGUUGGUUCUGCGGAACAGCCAUUAGGCAAGUUGAAUGACAUGCUCGCUAGUGCGACACUACGCGAGAACAAUUCUACGAGCAACACACCGAUGGCUGAUGACUCGAUGAUACAAACCGGAUUCGGGCUGCGUGGUCAUGUCUUAGGGCUUCGACUCAGCUGGGCCAUACUUCGCGAUUUUGACCAUAUUUGCAGUAAUCAAACAGUUGAUCACCGCAUUCGCGAGAACUUAAUCCAGCGUGGUACGAGUCAAAUAAAGGACCUGGUUACCAAGUGUCUCUUGCUGAAGAAGUCCACUAUGAAGGCCAAUCUUCUCCAAGAGAGAGUUGAAUCAGGAAUCUACUUCGCGCUGUUCUCCAUGCUCUGUCUAAGCAACAUGCGAGCGCACGGCAAGACAGUUGAAGUGACAACUGAGAAUGAGUCUCGCCAAAAGGCGCAGGAAGAGCUUCUUUCUUGCGAAAGACUGUGCGCUAGGUCACCGAAAGUCUUAGGUUAUCUCCUUGACGAUAUCGAGAAUGCGAAGAGAGUUGUAAACGACGGAACGUUCUACGCUCUGGUGACGAGUGAGGAGAAGCGCCAGGUGUACAGAGCUAUGGCAGAGCAGUUCGCUGGCACCGGACACUGGUACUAUUGUCAGAACAAUCAUCCCUUCACGAUCGGCGAAUGCGGUAUGCCUAUGGAGGAAGCACGAUGCCCACAGUGCGAGGCUCCGGUUGGAGGGAUGAAUCAUCAACUCGCCCAAGGAGCUCGUGCAGCGGAAGACAUGGAUCGAGAAUUUGGAGAAACAGAGCUCACAGAGCAGGAUGUCAGGGAGGGAUUGAUCAUGGAGGAAUUGAGGGGAGAGAUGAUGGCUGAUGAAAUAGAAGGAGAGCUUAUUGAGAUGUAA
Aspergillus homomorphus CBS 101889 is the source of this 5847-nucleotide messenger RNA. RefSeq lists its product as uncharacterized. The coding region runs from base 1 to 5847 and encodes 1948 amino acids. The transcript has 4 exons. The record is from RefSeq and is a predicted model, not a curated record. Gene Ontology annotation, molecular function: zinc ion binding; helicase activity. Gene Ontology annotation, cellular component: nucleus; nuclear RNA-directed RNA polymerase complex. Gene Ontology annotation, biological process: regulatory ncRNA-mediated heterochromatin formation. NCBI's taxonomy places the organism in Eukaryota, Fungi, Ascomycota, Eurotiomycetes, Eurotiales, Aspergillaceae.